Messenger RNA from Clarias gariepinus (North African catfish), 2988 nucleotides. RefSeq names its product R-spondin 1 (gene rspo1). The transcript has 6 exons. The record is from RefSeq and is a predicted model, not a curated record. The coding region runs from base 567 to 1370 and encodes 267 amino acids. NCBI's taxonomy places the organism in Eukaryota, Metazoa, Chordata, Actinopteri, Siluriformes, Clariidae.
AACUUGAAUUUGAGAGACAGCUUUUCUGAAUUUCUGUUCAUCUUUCCUAAACUGCACUCUCAUCCACUUCUACCUCUCUCAUGGCAGGGCUUGGCACUGACAGACACGUUGUCACACAUAGGAGUGCAGAACCUUUCUCCAUUUUUUGGCACUCCCCCUCCUCCUCCCAGCAUCUCUAAUAAGACACAUGCUCCUGGGCUGGGCUGUUCACUCACACCAGCCUUUUCUGGCUUCUGCUGCUACGUGCUACUCACUUGUUACAGUUCUGCAUGGCUUCAUGGAUGGAAGAGCUGUGCAUUUUCUGCUCACAGAUUUAUCAUCUCUCCAUCUAUCUCCACACCUGAGCCAAGCACUGCGCUCCCACUUCCCUCUUAUCCUUAUCCUCUGCAUUAUGGCUUGUGCUCUAGGUGCGUUUGGUUUUGCAGCUGUAUUACUCUCUGUCCAAGGAAGGGAAGUUCGCAGUGGGCAGUAAACAGGUCCACCUGCCUCAUCGUGGUAAAGGGGGACACCUCGCCACAUUUGUCUGCCUGCAGGGGGAGUGCCAGCACUGCUGGGCAGCAGGGACUAUGCAUCUGGGACUGCUAAUGCUGGUGGUGGUCUUCCUCAGCUCUAUGGGUUACAGUGACAGCCUAAAGAUCUCCAGAGGAAGGAAACAGAGACACACAGCAAGUACUGAAGUGCCAUCAGCAUGUUCCAGUGGUUGUGAAACCUGCUCCGAAUACAACGGAUGCACAAAAUGUCGACCACGACUUUUCAUCCUCUUGGAAAGAAAUGACAUCCGUCAGACAGGGGUGUGCCUUGCCACUUGUCCUGUUGGAUAUUACGGCAUUCGAAAUCGCGACGUGAACAGGUGUACACAAUGCAAAAUAGAAAACUGCGCUGACUGUUUCAGUCGAACUUUUUGUGCAAAAUGUAAGGAGGGAUUAUAUUCAUACAGUGGCCGGUGUUACCACAGCUGCCCUGAAGGCUUAAUCACUGUCAACAAUACCAUGGAGUGUGUGGUGCGAUGUGAGUUGGGUGAGUGGAGUGCAUGGGGCCCCUGCAUGAAGAAAAACAAAACAUGUGGUUUCAAAAAAGGCAGCCAAAGCCGUAGGAGGGAGCCUACACAGCCCCCUAGUCCGGCUACAGUCGGUGGCUCUGCAUCGCUUUCUCCCUGCAUUGCUGAGACAGAGACGCAGAAAUGCAGCGUGCUGAAGAGGAUCCCCUGUGGAAAAGGAGACAAAGGGACAAUGUCUAAGAACCAAGGAACAUUAAAUGGCAAAAACCGGGGUCGGGACUCAAGGGAAAAUAAUAAAGGAGGAGGAAAGAGGAGAAAGGGCCAAAGUCAAACUACUACUGCGCCAUCAAUGACAACUAGCACCAUCACUUGACCUGACAGUGGCAUCUGAUGGGCUGGAAGAUGUAAAGAAGAUGGUCCACCCUGAAAGGCUGCUGAGUGUUACUUAAUUGUGACACUGUCAGACUAAUUUUGAAAAGGAAUUAUAAUGCUGCUGCACAUUCAUAAAAAUGCUCAAUGGGAACUGGAGGAUUGCUGCAAUAAGUUACAAAGUGUGUACUGUUUAUGUUAGACAUAAUGAAAAGAUGUUUCUUUGUGCAAUUGGAAGCACUUUGAAAGACUGCCCUUAUGAAUGAUCAUUCUUUGUAAAAUUUGUUUUUUUGAGUGAAAUGCUUUGUAUGUCCCACUUUUAUAUUCGACUAAAAACUUCUACACCUACAUUAUGAAAGACACAUCAAACGAGCUGUUACCUCCAUAAGCUGACUCAUACACAUUUAAACCACGUUAACCUGUUGACCUUUCCAAAUCUUAAAUUGGUUCAUUUUCUCAUGUUGGCUCUGCUUUAUUUUGGUGAAAGGUACUAAUCAAAAGCAGGAACUGAUACAUUCUUAAUAUUUCUAUUGUAUAAUGAAACCGAAGCAAAUCACUGGAACUAAUUUUGUUUUUAUAACUUUGUUUAAGACUUUAAAAAAAAGUUUUUGCUUUUUUUUUGGACAAAAUGAUUCAAAUCAUAAAAAUAUGAUGUCUAACAGCAGAACAAACCUAAUUCUUGGUUUCUUAGGCAACAAUCCAUUUAUCAUUUUUUUACUUUUAGCUGUCUAUGUAUAACAAAAGGCUGAUCAAAGAGAACAAUAAUCCACACAAGUAAAAUAAUGAAUGUAUAUUUUAUUUGGCAGCGAGCAGUGCACUAUGAUAGACUAACCAGACAGGAAGAUGAAUGAAUCCUGUGUGAAUGAUCAGAAGGUUUUGUGAGGAAUUGCAUUGACCAUACACCUACAUUGGGUAAGACUAUGGUACUUGUGUAAGUGUUUGCGUGCAUUUAUGUGUGCAUCAUGAGAGAGAGAGAGAAAGAGAGAGAGAGAGAGGGGAGAGGAGAGAGACGCAAGAGUGCAGGCAAUAUGAACAUUGUACUAGCACAUUAUUUCACACAUAUUUUCGCACUAGCCUUUACACACAGUACAGCAAUCUACAUAUCACAUCUCUCAUCAGUUAUUAUACAGUACAUAUCUUAGCAACAGGUUCAGCUAUAUUUAGCAAAUAAUCCAUACUGUUCAGAAUUAUACAGCACUAUCAGAGAAGGCAAUGCUCUAGCACAUAAGUGAUGCAUUUCUACUUACACUGACAGUUUUUGUAAUAAACUUUUGACACAAGAAUACUCGCUUCUUUAGUAGAUAUUGAGCAUGGACAUUCCUGAUGUCGUGUCUUACUGAAAUUGUCUGCUUCAGUAUAUGUCGAUAAUGAUUACUUAAUACAACAUUAUUACAAUAUACUUUAUGUUAUUGUAUAUCUUAUUAUUUGAAAUUUCUGCAUAAAAUAAAAUCGAAAUAUUACACUUUGCAAGAUCACAGCCUUCAAGCCUACUCAUUUGGCCACAUUCAGAUCCAGGUUCCUUCUUAUUAUACAGUAUUCUGGAUGGUUUUUGUUAUAUUUUUUAAUAUUAUAAUUUCAACAACUGUAACUUUGUACUACAUUUCAUGUACAUAUAAAUCAAA